This is a messenger RNA of Phytophthora sojae, 684 nucleotides long. RefSeq lists its product as hypothetical. The annotation marks the transcript as partial. Gene Ontology annotation, molecular function: protein binding. The record is from RefSeq and is a predicted model, not a curated record. The transcript has a single exon. NCBI's taxonomy places the organism in Eukaryota, Oomycota, Peronosporomycetes, Peronosporales, Peronosporaceae.
CCUAUUCUGACAACCGCGAGGGUGGUCACCCGUGAGUGUGUGGCUGCUGGGGGCGGUGUGCUUGUCUACGUGGAGAAACUAAUCAAUGGGUUUCUGGACUCCUUCUCUACCAAGGAGAACGCCUGCUCACACGGAGCGUCCGAGCGAGCCCUCGAGUACCUCUACUGCCGAAGCUCGGAGAGGUCUCGUAGACUGGCCGUCCAUCUCGCCGCGAUGGCGGGGCAUGUCCACGUGUUGCAGUGGCUUGUAGAACACCACCCCGAUGACUUUUCUAACCUGAGAGCGGGGUGCCUUAGCCCGAUCGACCGCGCCGCGCAGCACGGACACCUCGACGCAGUCAUCUGGCUGUUUGCCAACUGCUUCGAGGGGUACAGCUCGGCCACCUUCGCACUGGCCGCUCAGUGCGGCCACGUCGCGGUCCUUCGGUGGCUGCACCGCUACAGCUCCGAACCGUGCACAAGCGAGGCCAUGGUCGGUGCCGCAGCGCACAACAAACUCAAGGCCGUGAAAUGGCUACAUCGUCAUGGUCGCCACAGUGAUGCCCACGCCGCGAUCCUCAAAGCCGCUGAGCUCGGGCAUGUGCCGGUGGUGGCGUGGCUGUACCGACACGGCAGUGAAGCGGACGCCUUGCAGGCGAUGCUCAUAGCUGCCGGCAAUGGCCAAUUAGCCGUGGUCAAGUGGCUG